Panicum virgatum (switchgrass) is the source of this 372-nucleotide messenger RNA. RefSeq names its product CLAVATA3/ESR (CLE)-related protein ESR1-like. The transcript has a single exon. Bases 1 to 372 code for a protein of 123 amino acids. Lineage: Eukaryota; Viridiplantae; Streptophyta; Magnoliopsida; Poales; Poaceae. The record is from RefSeq and is a predicted model, not a curated record.
AUGGCGUCGUCGAGGACGUUUGCCAUGGUGGCGGCGGCGGUGUUCUUGGUUUGCGCGAUCCUGGCUUGGACGCCGGAGGCGGCGAGGAUGGGGCAGAGAGGUGAGGUUGUUGCUGCUGCCGGUGUCGAUGGAGGUGGUGGCAGCGGCAAUGUGCGGUACUGGGAGCAGAAGAAGCAGCAGCAGCAGCAAGGGUUCAUCGGCCACCGGCCGAGACUCGCGUCGUUCACGCGGCGCGACGGUGUUGCGCUGCCAAAUGGGCCAGUUGCCGCUGGCGGCGGCGAGGACGGUGGGUCUAAGAGAGAGGUGCCGAGUGGGCCGGAUCCUAUACACCACCCCGGCUCGCCGUCGUCGGCUGCUCCUACAACACCGUAG